CGAGUGCAAACGUGGCUGCUGUUUACUUGUCUCGUGACGGGAAGGAUGGUAAGUUUUUGCACCACUACCGUUGUCUCAAAUCUCUCCUGAGCACUAAUCCCAAGGUUGUGAUGUCCUACCAAACCCGACCAAACAAACAGCAGCACCAGGGAAAGCUCAGGUCUUUAUUAGUGUGUAAUGACGACCCGACGAAGGCGUGCGGGGUCUGAGUCUUUUGUGGAGGAGCCAUCAGCCCCUGGAGCACCUGUAUUUCUUAACUCACUCCAGCUCCAGCCAGAUCCACAGCCUCAAUACACACUUUUUCCACAGGUUGUCAUUGGUGGCAAUAACAACGGACCAGAGUGGGGAUCACAGUCAGCUGAGGCAUACUACAAGAAAACUGAUUCAAUAGACCCAAACUAUAGAGGACAGACAGGAGAGGUACAGAACUCGCAUAUCAAUCAUUCUUGGUCUUCCCCUCAGCUGCAAGCAUCCAAUCUCCCACCUCAGAAUUACUCCCAUUGGUCAUCAGGAAACUUGUAUCAGCCUGCUGUAGAGGAAAGUGAGAUGGCAGCCCGUGACCGUACACAGGAGUUCAGUCGUAUUGUGCGCUCCCAGCAGGGCAGCAGCUUCAAUGGUUCUGUGCCUCAUCGAGACAGCAAGAGGCCAAGAGACUUGCGACAGUAUCAAGAUUUUAUGCAGAGAUCUAGAUUAAUAGGAAGAAAUAUAUCUAGCACCUACGCCAAAUUGGAAAAGUUAACUCAUUUGGCCAAGAAGCGGUCAUUGUUCGACGAUAGUCAUGACCACGAGAUUCAUGAGCUGACCGGUAUCAUCCGACAUGACCUCUCAUCCUUAACCAAGCAGUUAAGUGAUCUGCGCACUCGCUCCAUGGCUGCCUCUCAGGGGGGUAGUAGUGUCCACCAACAGAAGCAUUCCUCCAACCUGGUGGGAACACUUCAGACUAAGGUUGCAUUCAUUACACAAAAGUUCAAGGAUGUAUUGGAAGUCCGAACUGAGAAUUUAAAGAAGCAGGCAGAGCGCCGUGACCACUUCACAGGUGGAGUAGUAAGUGGUGAGCUUCCUCCAGCAGCCAUUGCAGGCCACCAUCAGGGCUCAGUAUUAGUGGCAGAUGAGGCAGCAGCAGUAGCUCAUAACCCUGGCAGAGAACUAACCCGCACUGGAGGUGGAGAGGUAGCAAUCAACUUAGACAGUGGCAAUGCAUACCAGCAGCAGUUGCAGUUGAUGGAAGAACAGGACACCUACCUUCAGAGUCGAGCUGACACUAUGCGCACCAUAGAGUCUACAAUUGUGGAAUUGGGACAGAUGUUCACCCAGCUGGCCACCAUGGUUAAAGAACAAGAAGAAUUGGUGCAUAGAAUUGAUGCGAAUGUGGAUGAAGCUGAGAUGAAUGUGGAAGCAGCCCAUCAUGAAAUUCUCAAAUACUUUAAGGCUAUUUCAUCUAACAGGAUGCUAAUGAUCAAGGUGUUUGGGAUAAUGAUUGUCUUCUUUGUAAUUUUUGUUGUCUUUAUGGCCUGAGGAUUGUUAUAUUAUAUCCACAAUUAUAUAAUUAAAAUUUA
This is a messenger RNA of Portunus trituberculatus (swimming crab), 1556 nucleotides long. It is a transcript of the gene Syx5, whose product is annotated as syntaxin-5-like. Bases 178 to 1515 code for a protein of 445 amino acids. The record is from RefSeq and is a predicted model, not a curated record. Gene Ontology annotation, biological process: vesicle fusion; intracellular protein transport; endoplasmic reticulum to Golgi vesicle-mediated transport. The transcript has 8 exons. Gene Ontology annotation, molecular function: SNAP receptor activity; SNARE binding. Gene Ontology annotation, cellular component: endomembrane system; Golgi membrane; SNARE complex. Lineage: Eukaryota; Metazoa; Arthropoda; Malacostraca; Decapoda; Portunidae.